Molecule: messenger RNA, 540 nt
Organism: Homarus americanus (American lobster)
Lineage: Eukaryota; Metazoa; Arthropoda; Malacostraca; Decapoda; Nephropidae
Product: small nuclear ribonucleoprotein-associated protein B'-like
Exons: 1
Coding region: 1-540 (179 amino acids)
Source: RefSeq, a predicted model, not a curated record
AUGUACGACACCACAACCAAGGAAGCAAAAGGGAUCCUGCGAGGGGCCGCCUCUAAUAGGGCCCCUGGGAUCGCCGCCGCCUCUGGGAGGGCCCCUGGGAGCCCCACCAACCGUGGGAGGGCCCCAGGGGGCGCCGCCGCCCUUGGGAGGGCACGGGGGACUCCACAGUUCCUGGAAGAGGUCCUGGGGGGUGCCACAGCUAAUGGUAGGGCCCCUAAGGGAUCCGCCGCUUUUGGGAGGGCCCUUGAGGGCGCCGCUGCUCCUGAGAGAGACCUGGGGGCGCCACAGCCCCUGGAAGAGGCCUUGGGAGUGCUACAGCCUCUGGCAGGGCCUAUUGGAGCUCCUCCUUCCCUGAAAGUGCCCUUGCAGGCGAUGCCGCCCCAGGCAGGGCUCCUGGGAGCGUCGCCGCCCCUGGCAGGGCCCUUGGGGUCACGACUGCCCUUGGGAGGGUCUUUGGUGGCACCGCCGGCCUUGAAAAGGGCCUCUAGGGACGUUGCCACCCAUAGAGAGGGCCCAUGGGGGUGCUGCCGUCCCUGGUAA